Messenger RNA from Saccoglossus kowalevskii, 1824 nucleotides. RefSeq lists its product as uncharacterized. The record is from RefSeq and is a predicted model, not a curated record. Lineage: Eukaryota; Metazoa; Hemichordata; Enteropneusta; Harrimaniidae.
AUGGAGGAGUCCAACAGUGUUCACAAUUCAGUGGUAAAGCAGUUCCAGGACUGGGCCAAGCAACAGGAUUCUAGUGAUCUAAUUUCAGAAAAUUCUGCGUUACCUAGGUUGACGACGGGUAACAUGCUUGCCCAUGGAUAUCGCGAGCCUACCGUUGCCCAGUUAGCACUCUGUCUCGUAUGGUUGUCGGCUAUAUUUAUUUGGUUCCUGAGAAAAGUUUACCAGAGGAAAUUUAAACCGUAUGAUGUUGAUAAUGAUUUGGAAUCAAUACCAAAUGGUUAUUUGAAUAAUUCAAUUAAUGAUUCUACGGAAAACGCUGAAACUCAAAAAUUCAAAGCUUUGGAUGCCCAUGUUCUGGAUAAAAUUGAAAAAGCUAUUGAUGAUGCCGGGAAAGACCAAAAUCUGAAUGAGGAAUUGGAUUCAAAUGAGCCGAAAGAACCUCUACUGAAAAAUGAUAAAACAAAUGAUCAAAUCAAGGUGGAAAACACUGAAAAAAAUGGUAAAAAUGGAGAGAAAUCAAGUUUCUCCAAAAUUAAACCACCUCCAAGCUUUGAUGACUUUUUGUUUUAUGUAAUUGUCUUUGGAGGUAUUAUGUUAUACUUCUAUCUGUGUGACUAUCAACAUAUUUUCAAAUCAGGAGAGCGGACCUAUUCCAGGGAUCUCUUCAUGUUCUUAGUUCUUCUUCUGUUUUUGGUAACUGCGAGUUUCACGAUUCGAAAAACACCGGAUAGGCUUAUUAAUAGAGACCAGACAGAAGAAUGGCGUGGCUGGAUGCAAGUGAUGUUUGUUUGGUAUCACUAUUUUGCUGCCAAGGAAACCUAUAAUUAUAUACGCAUAUUUAUAGCUUGUUAUGUUUGGAUGACAGGAUUUGGUAAUUUUUCCUUUUUCUGGAUCCGUAAAGACUUCACAUUUUGGAGAAUGCUAAAGAUGCAAUGGAGACUAAAUUUCUUGGUCACAGUAGUGUGCAUUGUAACUGAUAACGAUUACAUGUUGUAUUACAUAUGUGCCAUGCAUACUUACUGGUUUCUCACAGUCUGGAUUUUUAUGAGAGUCCUCAAUUCAUGGAAUACGGAUCGCAAGAAAAUGGCUGCUAAAUUUUUUGCUUAUUUUGUAUUUAAUGCUAUUAUUUUUGAUAUACCAGGUGUUGGAAAUGUGGUGUUUCAACCGUUUUAUUAUAUUUUACGAUAUCAAGACUCCAUGCACGAGUGGUUGUUCAGGAGCGGCCUGGAUCACUACGCUACAUUCUUAGGCAUGCUGUGUGCAUACAAUUAUCCACAUUACGAAAAUUUUUUGAAAUACUUGGAACGAAAAGACGACCUCAACCACUAUAAAUUGGGAAUUGUUAUAAAAGCUAUUAUCGGGAUAGUAAUUGGAAUUAUUAUUUUGAUUUGGCAUAGUACUAUAAUGUAUAGAGAUAAAUACGAAUAUAAUCUCUAUCAUCCAUACACCUCAUUCAUCCCAAUAUUGGCUUUUAUUUAUUUCCGAAACCUUUUCCCAAUUUUGCGUUCACACUAUCUUCAUCUCUUUGCCUGGUUGGGUAAAAUCACCUUGGAGACGUACAUUUCACAGUUGCACGUUUAUAUGCAGGCUCAAGCCAAAGAAUUGAUUGUUUACUUUCCUGGUUAUCCGUUAAUUACCUUUGCCAUGGCAACCGCCGUGUAUUUGUUUAUAGCAUAUUGGUUGUUUCAGUUGACAACGGAAUUCAGUGCCUAUUUAUUGCCAGCAGACAUGAAAAAAGUUGGCAUUAACUUUGUUGUAGCUGUGAUUGUAUGCAGUGCAUAUGCCGGGCUAGCAUUUACUUUAAAAAACACUGGAAUAAUUUGA